This is a messenger RNA of Panicum hallii, 1079 nucleotides long. Its product is annotated as upstream activation factor subunit UAF30. The transcript has 3 exons. Bases 417 to 776 code for a protein of 119 amino acids. The record is from RefSeq and is a predicted model, not a curated record. Gene Ontology annotation, cellular component: nucleus. Lineage: Eukaryota; Viridiplantae; Streptophyta; Magnoliopsida; Poales; Poaceae.
AGCGGUAUCAGCUCACGGUGUGAUCGGAUCACGCCGAAAAAUAACCAAAGACCAUGUAAUAAGUGUAUAAACAAAUCUUAGGGUUUCCACCCUUCAUCCACUCCCCCAGCCCAGCUUGCCCCGCCUGCUCCCGCCCCUCUCCCACACGCCGCCCCCAGCCCUCCUGCACUGCACUCACGCGCGGCGGCGCGAGGGCGCGAGCAGCGGCUCUUGACCCCGGCGCGGCGGAGCUGCGGCCGGCCGCCGGCACCCCCUGCGGCCCUGCCCCCCUCCCGCCGCCAGCCCUUGCACAGCAGCACGCGCGGCGGCGCGAGGGUGCGAGCAGCGCCCCUCGAAUCCAGAGUCGGCAUCGCCGCACCGCUGCAGCUCACUCUCCCCGAAUCCAGAGUCGCCUCUUCAGAUUGAAAGUGCGGAAGAUGGUUCUGCGGCGGGCGGUUGCGGAGUGCCCCAAGAAGGUUGCGGGGCUGGUGGACCUGGUGAACCUGCCGACUGCGCUGCGGGAGUUCGCCGGGUGCCGGUCCCAGAUGUCCCACCUCUCCUUCUUCCUACGCGUCUGGUCCCACAUCAAGGAACAUAACCUACAGCUUGGCGCUCUCAGGACGUUGUGGGUUGUGGAUGCUGAGCGAUGGCUUCUUCGCAUGCAUGACCCAACGAAUAAAAACAUUGUGAACUGUGAUGAGAAGCUGAAGACUGUAUUAUUGGGCAGGUCCCAAGUGCAGCUCUUUGAACUCCCAAUGAUUGUUAAGCUUCAUUUCCCAAAAGUUCCAAAGUCGUGAUAACAUUAAUUUAGAGGUAUUGUAUAUUGAAACUUCGAGGAAACCGGAUGGAUUUAUGUUUGGCUGGGAUAGACGGAAUCAUGUAAGUGUUGCUUUGCUGAAAUUUGAAUUGACAGACUAAGUACUGCGCAUGAUAGAUUGAGUUUUGUGAUUAUUUUGCCAAUCUGUCUUUUUGACAUGUUUUAUGUAUCAAUAACUUUGCUCAAGUUUAACUGAAGAACAAGAUGUGAAAAAAAAACUUUUCUUGGGACACAAUGCAGUUGACUUUCAGUCAAGCAGUCCCUCAGUACAUGCCUGAAAUUA